AUGAAAUUGAUUGCAAAUGCCAUGUACAAGGCGUAUCCGGAAAGAUCGCAAGCACUUAGCAUGUCUCCUAGUUCAUCAUCUGAAGAUGCAAGGGGACUGUCAGAAAGUAUACAGGCAUUUUUACCCUCGAGCGCUUCAUCGAUGAACUUUCCGAGCAAUUCCUCGCCCGCAUCCAAGCAAAUCGUGCCACGCACGUCUUUCAACAGCAUGGCAAUGGACAAGAUGCAGUUUCCACAAGGCGGUCCUUUGGACAAAAAGUACUUCCACUGUGUCGAUGCAAAAAGCGUGUAUAGUUUUUUAAAGGCUAUCGAAUCCGAUUGUAGCAUAAGGAACCGAAAUCCAAGUCUUCAUGCCAGUUCAGAAGUGUUCGACAAGGGAGGUAACUCAUUUCAUUCUUCCUCAUCGCAAGAAUUCCUCAACUCGCCUUCUCGACAGGCGGCAUCAGGUUGCAACACGACGGGACCUGGUGGCAGCAUUCCGUACUUCCAGUGCAACAAGUGCGGGAAGGUUUUUACCAAAGAAGCCGCUCUCGGACAUCACAUGACCAUUCAUGGUGGCAAAGAAAGGAAUUGCAAAGUCUGUGGAAGACUCUUCAAGCAGAAGAGCACCCUGGACACCCACAUGAGGAUCCACACCGGGGAGAAGCCGUUCAAGUGCCAGGUCUGUGACUACAGCUCUGCUUUUCUGAGUGGAUUGCGGCAGCACAAGAUGAGUCAUAAUCACUUUUGA
Uloborus diversus is the source of this 729-nucleotide messenger RNA. RefSeq names its product B-cell CLL/lymphoma 6 member B protein-like. Gene Ontology annotation, cellular component: nucleus. Bases 1 to 729 code for a protein of 242 amino acids. The record is from RefSeq and is a predicted model, not a curated record. Lineage: Eukaryota; Metazoa; Arthropoda; Arachnida; Araneae; Uloboridae. The transcript has 3 exons.